UCGUAUCACAAGUUUUAAAAAAUACUCCAAGCCUAAACAGCUCCUAUAAAUGUGGCAUUUAGUUCCCUCGACAACUCUACUACUAGUGAUCUAGAGUAGAAAAAGGUAACAGAACACCUUUUCCGUAGGAAGCAAAAAAUCAAACCAAACAAAGAAACAUGAUUUCCUCCAAACACUUCUUUCUGAUCACGCUGACAAUCACGGUGGCGCUGCUAUCAGCAACCACCACCACCGCCCAACUGCCAUCAUGUGCUUCAAAAUUAGCACCAUGUGCACAAUAUCUUAAGUCAAAGAAACCACCAGCAUCUUGUUGUAACCCACUUAAAGAAGCUGUAACUAAAGAUCAUGCUUGUCUUUGCAAACUUUAUGAAAAUCCAAAUCCCACUUCGUUAAGUUCUCUUGGUAUUAAUGUUACUCAAGCUCUUGAUCUUCUUCCUAAAUACUGUAAGAUCCGUGGUGAUGUUACCGCUUGUAAAGCAAAAAAUAAAAAUGGAGUGAGCAGGGUCGCAUGGACUGGAAUGUCAAGCUUACUCGUGCUCUUCGCUUCUUUCGUGCUUGCUUAGUUAAGUGUUGGGGAAAUGUUGAUGAAUUUCUUACUUCAGUAUCAUUUAGGGAAUUGGUAGAUUGCAUUUCAUGAAUUUAUCACUUGUAUUCUGUGAAAUUUGCAUUGUAUUAUAUGUGAAGUUUGCAUUGUAUUAUAUGUGAAGUUUGCAUUGUAUUAUAUGCUGAGAUGAACUAAAUUGAUGUAUUAGUUGGAGGAGAUAUUUUAAUGUUUCACGAUUUGCAUACUUUGUGUUUGCAUGUUCUUGAUGUAUUCGUGGGUUUUAUUAAGCGAAAUGUGGCAGGUUUUUAAUUAAUAUUAGAAAGGGCCUUUUCUUUUCUAGUCAUAUUAUUCUUGGCACUAGACAGCAAGAACAUGUAAACACAAAAUGUACCAAAGA
Lycium barbarum (goji berry) is the source of this 941-nucleotide messenger RNA. Its product is annotated as non-specific lipid transfer protein GPI-anchored 9-like. Bases 159 to 563 code for a protein of 134 amino acids. The record is from RefSeq and is a predicted model, not a curated record. The transcript is spliced from 2 exons. NCBI's taxonomy places the organism in Eukaryota, Viridiplantae, Streptophyta, Magnoliopsida, Solanales, Solanaceae.